AUGACCACAAGAUAUUCUCGGUGGGCUAGUGCUCGCUUACCAAAGCUUCACGAAUUACGGAGCAUCCACCAGUAUGUUGGGCGCCGCCGUAAAGCCCCGGACAGCAAAGUGAACCAUCAAUUCCAUACUGAUCCAAAGGCCUUAUUUGUUGACUUAUCGGACACAAAUUCUGGGUUUCAAAACUUUUAUCCAACGGGGAUUACUCACGAGGAUGAUCUUUGCGGACUGGGUGAUAAUGGAGGUGCGGCUGAGUGGACGAGAACUUUAUUCGCGCCGCAACCAGGAUUCAAGGCAAUGGAUAUUUAUCCCGGAUAUAGUGCCGACUUCAUGGAUGAGAAGCAUCUGGCCGUGGUUGGAGGAAGUUGGGCCCUGCAUCGUCUUAUCACAGGCCGAAAGAGCUUCCUGAACUGGUGGCAGAAGAGAUAUCUCUGGCCAUGGGUAACGUUUCGUCUUGUACGAGACGUUGAGCAGAGUGCAGACCGCUAA
Molecule: messenger RNA, 486 nt
Organism: Fusarium verticillioides 7600
Lineage: Eukaryota; Fungi; Ascomycota; Sordariomycetes; Hypocreales; Nectriaceae
Exons: 3
Coding region: 1-486 (161 amino acids)
Source: RefSeq, a predicted model, not a curated record